AUGGGCAAGGAUGGCGGUGUGCGGCGCGAUCUCAAGAGUCGUCACCUGGCCAUGAUUGCCCUCGGCGGUACCAUUGGCACUGGCCUCUUCGUCGGCCUGGGCUCGUCGCUGGCCCAAGCCGGACCCCUGUCGACCCUGUUGGGUUUCCUUAUCAUGGGCUUCUUUGUCUGGGCCCUCAUGGUCGCCCUGGGCGAAAUGGCCACCUUCCUCCCGGCGCCCGGCGGCUUCGUCCAUCACGCUGCCCGCUUCGUUGACCCAUCGAUGGGUGCCGCCCUCGCCUGGCUCUACUGGUUCUCCUAUGGCAUCACGCUCCCCACCGAGCUACAGGCCUCGGCGCUCGUCAUCUCGUUCUGGGACCCGGACCAGAAGAUCAACCCUGCCGUCUGGAUUACUAUACUCAUGGUCCUCGUCUGUGCCGUCAACUUCCUCGGCGUGCGCGUCUUUGGCGAGGUGGAAUUCUGGUUCGCCUCGCUCAAGGUCAUCAUGAUCGUCAUUCUCAUCAUCACGUGCCUCGUCAUCGAUGUUGGUGGUGGCCCCCAAGGCGAGUACAUCGGUGGGCGGUACUGGCGUAACCCUGGCGCCAUGGCCCAGCUGUUUUGGGAGCCAGACGCCAACAACAACCCCACCGGCGGCAUCUCGGGUCCCUGGGGCCGGUUCCUAGCCUUCUGGCAAGUCUUUAUCAGCGCCGCCUUCUCCCUCGCCGGCACCGAGAUUGUGGGCAUGACGGUGGGCGAGGUCGAGAACCCGCGAAAGAAUGUGCCAAAGGCCAUCAAGCGUGUCGCAUACCGCAUCAUUGCCUUUUACGUCCUCGCCGUCCUCCUGGUCGGGCUCUGUGUCCCUUACACCGACCCUCGCCUGCUCAGCGGCUCCAACAACGCCAGUGCCAGCCCAUACGUGAUCGCGAUUGAGUCGGCGGGUAUCAAGGUGCUCCCCCACUUUGUCAAUGCCGUCCUCAUCACCGUCACCUGGUCUGCAGGCCAGUCGGACCUCUACGCCUCGUCGCGUACCCUCUACGGCCUCGCGCUCGAGGGAAACGCGCCGCGCAUCUUCAAAAAGUGCACAAAGGCCGGCCUUCCCAUCUGGGCAACGGCCGCUACGGCCCUCUACGCUCCGCUCGCCUACAUGGGCACCUCCUCUGCCGGCGUCGCCAAUGUCUUUCUUGAUCUGUACGACAUAAGCGCCGUCUCGAUUCUCAUUGCCUGGUGGUGCAUCGUCUUCACCUACAUUCGCUUCUACCACGGCUUGAAGCACUACGGCCUCUCGCGCAGCGACCUGCCGUACAAGGCGCCGCUGCAGCCCUAUGCGUCGUAUGCCGCCUUUAUCUUUUUCACCCUCGUCAUCCUCUUUAGCGGCUUCACCGUCUUUCUCCGCGGCCACUGGGACAGCCCGACGUUUGUCGUCAACUACCUCUGCAUCCCCUGCUUCUUUCUCCUCUGGAUCGGCUACAAGGUCGUCUCCAAGAGCAAGUGGGUCGCUCUCGACCAAAUGGACUUUGAAACUGGACGGCGCACCCUCGACGCCCUCGAAGAGCGUCGCCAGGAUGACGAGGCAGACGUCGACGCCGAAAGGGCACGUCUCGCCGCCAUGGGCCCCGUCAAGCGCUUCUUUGAGAAAGUGUUUGCUCUUCUUUUCUAG
Messenger RNA from Acaromyces ingoldii, 1635 nucleotides. RefSeq lists its product as hypothetical. The record is from RefSeq and is a predicted model, not a curated record. Bases 1 to 1635 code for a protein of 544 amino acids. Gene Ontology annotation, molecular function: amino acid transmembrane transporter activity. NCBI's taxonomy places the organism in Eukaryota, Fungi, Basidiomycota, Exobasidiomycetes, Exobasidiales, Cryptobasidiaceae. The transcript has 2 exons. Gene Ontology annotation, cellular component: membrane. Gene Ontology annotation, biological process: amino acid transmembrane transport.